AUCAGAGUCACUCAGCAUCGACCACAUUCGACUUUUUGUAAUCAGAUCGACUUCCUCAUCACUUCAAUCAUCUCAACUCAACUCAUCUCAUCCUUCAACAUGAGUGCUCAACCUCGACGAAGUAAUCCAUCCAAUUCAAAUCACUCACAACAACCACCACCACCCCUCAUCCCACCUCCUUCAGGUAGCUUUAAACUCAAAAUCAAACUAGCCGGUCCUCCUCCUGGUUCAGCUUCUGCUCCUGUUCCUCGACCUGUUCCACAAGUUCAUCAUGCUCAUCGUGAAGAAGAAGAGCAAGAAGAUCAACUCGCUUCUUCAGACGAUAGUCUUUCAUCAGCUCCUUCGCCACCACCCACCCCACCUGCACCUGUUACCACUACUUCGAAUCCUUCCAAGCGAUCUAGAACUAAAGAUCCAGUGAACCGGGUGGUGAAGAAGCGCAAGUCGACCUUGAAUACUAAAGCUCCGCCCGUCUCUGCUCCACCUCUUCCGCAUCCAUCUGAACAAUCCGAAACUCUACAGACCGGUACAGGUCAUGAUAGUGACUUGAGCUCUUACACAUCAGAUCUUCCGAAUCCACCUACCUCUAUCAAAGUUAAAGCACCAAGACCCAAGACGAAUGAAAUUCUCGAUGGUCUCAUGUCUCGAUCUCGUCCUGUGAAGCUACAGCCUUUGACCGAUGCAGAGCUUCUGACAGCUGCUGCUACUCAACCUGAUCCGGUACCUAUCGAGAGCAGUAGCAGUGUGAAUCCGAUUAAAAAGAAAAAGAAAAAGUCUUCAACUGGAAUUGGAAAGAACGAGACGGGAAAGAAAGUGAUCAGGAAAGCUCCUGCAUCUGGAGUGAUACCUAUGGAAGCUGCACCAGUAGCUGGAACAUCGGUAGUGCCAGAAAGUAGCCGACCUGCUCCAGCCUCUCGAACGAUUGUGGUGUUAAAGGCAAUCAAGACCGGUGCGAAAACCAAGAAACCAACAUCGAAAUUGGCACAAUCCGUCACUAGUGCCACUGACCCAUUCACCACGACUGAUGCUGAGCCUACACAAGUGACAUUCCCGAUUCCAAAACCAAGAAUGCAACAUGAUUAUAGUCUCGGACCACCACCACCACCACCUGUACCGGCUUAUAAACCAGCUGUGGUUGGAACUGUGCCGCGUACGCAAGCUCCUCAGUUCUUACCUAUCCAUCCCUUAGAGAAACGAACGCCUAGGGUGAGACAAUGGAAAAAGGAACGUAGAGAAGUGAUUGGAGUCUCGGGGAUUCCAUUCUGGAUUUGGACUUAUGUUGGAGAUGAACACUCUGAUUACGUGAGCUCAAGACAAACUAAACCUGCUGGUCUUGGUACUCCUCUGGCAGUCACUCAGUCGGGCACGGCUUACUUCCAACCUCAUCAUCCAUCUAGACCUGGUUCAGCAGCUUCAUCUCAUGCUAAAGCAUCACCAGCUGGUGGGCCAUCAGCUGGAUCUGGUAGAACGAGAUAUACAGUCCCACUCUCAGCUGAACCUCAACCUAAUUUGGGAGGUCCUACUCUUCCAGCUAGUUUUCGUAGAACGAAUCCGAUGCCAUUGGUUAAUCAAGCUGGUCCAAUGAUUUCUCGUACUAAACGUGAGACACCUACACCGAGUCUUGAUAGAACGGCUGGAAGAGGCACGUCAUCUCCUGCUCCUGUUGGUUCUGGAAACGUAGGUGCGUUAGCUGGUAAUGGGGGUGAUGCUUCGAUAUCUGAAAAUGUCAAUUCAGGUGCUGCACCCGAAUUGAUUAGAUUACCAGAGUUACCUAUACGAAAGUUUUCAAAUGGCAAAGGAUUUGCUUCGGCAAUGAUGGCGAAUGGUGGACCGGAAUUAUUGAAUAAAGAAUAG
Molecule: messenger RNA, 1854 nt
Organism: Melampsora larici-populina 98AG31
Lineage: Eukaryota; Fungi; Basidiomycota; Pucciniomycetes; Pucciniales; Melampsoraceae
Exons: 6
Coding region: 100-1854 (584 amino acids)
Source: RefSeq, a predicted model, not a curated record